Salvia splendens (bonfire salvia) is the source of this 1484-nucleotide messenger RNA. RefSeq names its product ubiquitin receptor RAD23d. Gene Ontology annotation, molecular function: damaged DNA binding; ubiquitin binding; polyubiquitin modification-dependent protein binding. NCBI's taxonomy places the organism in Eukaryota, Viridiplantae, Streptophyta, Magnoliopsida, Lamiales, Lamiaceae. Gene Ontology annotation, cellular component: nucleoplasm; cytosol. The record is from RefSeq and is a predicted model, not a curated record. The transcript has 12 exons. Gene Ontology annotation, biological process: proteasome-mediated ubiquitin-dependent protein catabolic process; nucleotide-excision repair. The coding region runs from base 111 to 1265 and encodes 384 amino acids.
CAUCUUGUAUCCCACCUUUUUUCCUAUAUUUUCUCACCGAUCCCAAUUUGCAGAAAAUACAGGUAGCUGCUAGAAUUACUCAACAAAAAAUAGGGUGAAAUUUUGUAAAGAUGAAGAUUUUCGUGAAGACGCUCAAGGGCUCUCAUUUUGAAAUCGAAGUGAAAGCCGAAGACAGGGUUGAAGAUGUGAAAAAGGUCAUAGAAAGUAAUCAAGGGGAAAAUGUCUAUCCUGCUUCUCAACAAAUGAUCAUUUAUCAGGGGGAAGUUCUAAAAGAUGGCACAACACUCGAAGAAAAUAAAGUUGCUGAAAGUAGUUUUGUUGUUGUUAUGCUUGCCAAGACCAAAGUAUCUCCAGGCGAAGGGUCAACAACAUCGAGUGCACCUACCAUAAAGGAACCACAAACUAGUGCAGCGCCAACCUCAGCUCCAGUAUCCAAUACUCCUCAGCCCCCUUCAGAAGUAGCUGCUGCGCCUGUGGCCGCUUCUGCUCCUGCUUCAGCUGCCAGUGAAGUUGCAGCUGUGUAUGGUGAAGCUGCAUCUAAUCUAGUUGCUGGUAGCAACCUUGACGGAACAAUCCAGCAGAUUCUUGAUAUGGGCGGGGGAACUUGGGACAGAGAUACAGUUGUUCGAGCCCUCCGUGCUGCUUUCAACAAUCCAGAAAGAGCAGUUGAAUAUUUAUACUCUGGGAUCCCUGAAUCAGCAGAAGCUCCUCCUACAUCCGCCAGUGUUCCAAGUAGGCAGGCUGUUAAUGUUCCUUCUCAACCUCAAGCAGCUCAACCAGCAGCUGUACCUUCAACUGGCCCCAAUGCUAAUCCACUGGAUCUUUUUCCGCAGGGGUUUCCAAGUAUGGGCGCAAAUGCUGGUGGUGCGAAUACACUAGAUUUUCUACGUAACAGUCCCCAGUUUCAAGCCUUAAGAGCGAUGGUUCAGGCCAACCCUCAGAUCUUGCAGCCCAUGCUUCAGGAACUAGGAAAGCAAAAUCCCCAGUUAGUAAGAUUGAUUCAAGAACACCAAGCUGAUUUUCUCCGUCUUAUCAAUGAGCCAGCAGCUGAAGGCGGGGAAGGUGUUAACAACAUACUGGGCCAGCUUGCAGGAUCAAUGCCACAGGCUAUAUCAGUUACUCCUGAGGAACGUGAAGCUAUAGAAAGGCUUGAAGCUAUGGGAUUUGAUCGAGAACUUGUCCUGGAGGUGUUCUUUGCCUGCAACAAGAAUGAGGAGUUGGCUGCCAAUUACCUCUUGGAUCACAUUCAUGAGUUUGAAGAGUAACAAUAGGCAUCAAUGUGAAUAUAUAUUACCUUUUUCAGUCUCAAAUGUGUCCCCUUUAAUACCAUCGUAUUUUCAUGUUGUGGUUUCAUAUAACUACUCUAUGCGGUUAUAGUUGAGCUACUUUAGCAUCUUACUAUGGUUUAUUAGGCGUAGCAGACUUGAUGCUUAGAGAAAUGUAAUUAUAGACUGCUGUUUAUGAAAAUUCUAUUUUCAGCGUCA